Electrophorus electricus (electric eel) is the source of this 2020-nucleotide messenger RNA. It is a transcript of the gene bhmt, whose product is annotated as betaine-homocysteine methyltransferase. Gene Ontology annotation, cellular component: cytosol. The record is from RefSeq and is a predicted model, not a curated record. Gene Ontology annotation, molecular function: zinc ion binding; betaine-homocysteine S-methyltransferase activity. NCBI's taxonomy places the organism in Eukaryota, Metazoa, Chordata, Actinopteri, Gymnotiformes, Gymnotidae. Gene Ontology annotation, biological process: L-methionine salvage.
ACGGCAGACACCGCGUCCGAGGGAAGUGGCUUCCCCCCCCGAAACGAGCCUGCAUUAUAUAUCUGUCUGUUUAAACUUCUGCAGUAAUGGCACCAGUCGGGUCCAAGAGGGGCAUUCUGGAGCGUCUCAACGCGGGCGAAAUUGUAAUCGGAGACGGAGGUUUCGUCUUCGCACUGGAGAAGAGAGGGUACGUUAAAGCCGGCCCUUGGACCCCGGAGGCAGCAGCGGAACAUCCGGAGGCCGUCCGACAGCUGCACAGGGAAUUCCUGAGGGCAGGGUCAAAUGUCAUGCAGACCUUUACGUUCUACGCUAGCGAUGACAAACUCGAGAACAGAGGCAACGACGUCCACUUCACUGGACAGCAAGUCAACGAGGCUGCUUGCGACCUGGCCAGGCAGGUGGCCAAUGAGGGCGAUGCAUUGGUAGCAGGCGGAGUCUCCCAGACUCCCUCUUACCUGAGCUGCAAAAGCGAGCCUGAGGUAAAGGCCAUCUUCAAGAAGCAACUGGACGUCUUCCUCAAGAAGAACGUGGACUUCCUGAUCGCUGAGUACUUUGAACACGUGGAAGAGGCGGAGUGGGCCGUGCAGGUGCUGAAAGCCACUGGGAAACCUGUUGCCGCCACCAUGUGCAUCGGACCCAUGGGGGACAUGCAUGGAGUGAGCCCCGGAGAGUGUGCCGUCAGGCUGGUCAAAGCAGGCGCUGACAUCGUUGGCGUGAACUGUCACUUCGACCCGAUGACCUGUAUCCGGACUGUGGCCAUAAUGAAGGCAGCAGUGGAGAAGGCGGGGCUUAAGGCUCACUACAUGGCUCAGCCCCUAGCCUACCACACCCCAGACUGUGGCUGCCAAGGAUUCAUUGACCUACCUGAGUUCCCAUUCGCCCUGGAGCCCAGAGUGCUCACCCGCUGGGACAUGCAGCAGUACGCCCGGGAGGCCUACGAGGCAGGCAUCCGCUACAUUGGGGGCUGCUGCGGGUUCGAGCCGUACCACAUCCGCGCCGUGGCUGAGGAGCUGGCCUCCGAGAGGGGCUCCCUGCCCGAGGCUUCCCAGAAGCACGGCAUGUGGGGCAACGCACUGGAGAUGCACACCAAGCCCUGGGUCCGGGCCAGAGCCCGCCGUGACUACUGGGAGAAGAUUAAGCCCGCCUCUGGACGCCCGCUGUGCCCCUCAAUGUCAACCCCAGAUGGCUGGGGGGUCACCAAGGGUCACCCUGAACUGAUGCAGCAGAAGGAAGCCACCAGCCAGGAGCAGCUGCGCCCACUGUUUGCCAAGGCUGAUGCCAAGUGAUGAGGGUCUCCGGGAGACAGGGCACCAACACGUACCCUCAUUACCAAGCAUACGGUGAACCCACCCGGACAUGUGAGAUCAGGGAGACAGAGUGAAAAACACAAGAGUGACAUCUAUUUUUUCUCCUCAUCAUUGUUCCCUUUCCACACGUUUACAUAUCAUGUACGAUUAAGGAAAGGUUCUUGUUGCCUUGUUAUGGUGGGACCAGUUUUAGCAGUAUUUCCACAGCCUUCUACUGCAGUGUCAGUCUGUUCCUCAGGUUUUCCUCUCAGACAAGAUUUAUACACUCAAAAAACACGUGCUUAUAAUUGUAUUUGCGGCAUUGGAAUCCUUACCUAACUACUUUGUUUGUAGCUAUCCACUAUGCUUGCUGUUUAUACGCCGUAAGAUUUUUAAAAUAUAUAUACAUAUAUAGGGGGAUGUUAAACUCAAGUUCCUCACCUUUACCUCUAGAUGGCAGUCAAGAGCUCGUUACUGCUUGAAAUAAAUAAUGUGAAAUUGAUUUGGGAGUAGUUCAAAAUGCCAGGUUUUCCGAACACUCCGGUGUUUUGACAGGAAUGUCCACUCAAGUGAUUGUUACCUGACAUUUUUUUCUUUUUGCUUCUUGCUUCGUUAAAAAUUCGAUAUGCACGUUUCUCUCUUUUUUUCUGUAUCUUUUUGUCUCGUCAGCUCCAUUGUCAUGUAUAUCCUGAAAAAUAAAACAGAUCACAGCAUUUACAGAUGCCAGGAUCAAA